UCCCUCUUUCAUUCCUAACGACUACUACUAUACUAAUACUAACACUCUGUUUUCUUUUUCUUCUGUCUCCCUCUCUCCUUAAAGGAGCAAAAUUCCUUACGGAGAAACAAAAAGCUAUACAAAACUUUACAAAAAACCACAAUUCUUCCUAACAAAGUUUUAAGUUCUAACCAAUUCUUUGUAGUGUUCGCAUUUAUUUCUGUGUUUGUCUCUCUCUCUCUCUCUAUAUAUAGAAGGGUCGCCGGAAAAUGUCAACUCCGGCGCCGGUAACUGCCCCUUCUCCUAAAUCACCGCCAAGUAAUUCCACUUCUCCGCCGCCGUCAACUCCACAAGCUCCACCUCCGGCCACCCCAACCCCACCAGCAAACGCUCCUCCUCCGGCCACCCCAACCCCACCCCCAACAACCACCCCAUCACCUCCAGCAACAAGUCCUCCACCAACAACAACUCCUACCCCACCAGCAACAUCAACUCCACCACCAACAUCAACAACUCCAUCACCACCAUCAACAACUCCAUCUCCUCCUUCGCCGCCGUCUACCACCCCAUCGCCGCCGUCUACCACCCCAUCGCCGCCGUCAACCACCCCAUCACCGCCUUCUAGAGGGAAUUCACCGCCAACACCUUCCCGGAGCACUCCGGAGCCAUCUGGUGGAGGAAGGCAAUCACCACCGGAGUCAGAUGGGGGAGGGUCAUCAUCGGGAAUAUCGACAGGGGUAGUUGUGGGAAUUGCUAUUGGUGGUGUGGUAAUACUAUUAGUGUUGAGUUUGUUGUUUGUAUGUUGCAAGAAGAAGAAGAAGAGGAGAAAUCAUCAAGAUUAUUAUGUUCCACCUCCACCACCACCACAAGGAGUCAAAGCUGACCAGUAUGGUGGGCCUAUGCAACAUUGGCAGCAAAAUGCUCCACCUCCGGCAGAUCAUUUAGUCACAAUUCCGCCUAAACCGUUACCUCCGCCACCUUCACAUGCUCCACCACGUGCACCUUCACCUCAGCCUCCAUCUUACAUGAACAGCAGUGGAGCAUCUUCAAACUAUUCCGGGUCCGAAGUUGGGCCUUCUCCGGCCAUGUCCUUAGGUUUCUCCUCACAGAGCACAUUCAUGUACGAGGAAUUGGUUCGGGCAACUGAUGGCUUCUCAGAUGCUAACCUUCUGGGACAAGGUGGUUUUGGAUAUGUGCACAAAGGAGUCCUUCCUAAUGGGAAAGAGGUUGCAGUUAAACAGCUUAAGGCUGGGAGCGGACAAGGUGAACGUGAAUUUCGGGCGGAAGUUGAGAUUAUUAGCCGAGUACAUCACAAGCAUCUUGUGUCUCUCGUUGGAUACUGCAUUACUGGUGCUCAAAGAUUGCUCGUUUAUGAGUUUGUUCCAAACAAUACUUUGGAAUUUCAUUUACACGGAAAGGGAAGGCCUCCAUUGGAUUGGCCAACGCGACUAAAGAUUGCUAUAGGGUCUGCUAAAGGACUGGCAUAUCUGCAUGAAGACUGUCAACCUAAAAUCAUUCAUCGUGAUAUCAAGGCAGCUAAUAUACUUCUCGACUUCAAUUUUGAGGCCAAGGUUGCUGAUUUUGGACUUGCUAAGCUAACUUCUGAUGUUAAUACUCAUGUCUCCACCAGAGUGAUGGGAACUUUUGGGUAUUUGGCUCCAGAAUAUGCGUCUUCUGGAAAACUUACGGAUAAAUCAGAUGUAUUUUCCUUUGGAGUAAUGCUUCUAGAGUUGAUAACGGGACGUCGGCCUGUUGAUUCCAAUCAGUCAUACAUAGAAGAUAGUUUGGUGGACUGGGCACGGCCAUUGCUCACACAAGCUUUAGAAGAUGAAAAGUUUGAUGCCCUUGUUGAUCGUCGGCUAGGUAAUGAUUAUAACCAUAACGAGAUGGCUCGUAUGGCUGCUUGUUGUGCUGCUUCUGUCCGUCAUUCAGCAAAGCGUCGACCAAAAAUGACUCAGGUUCUUAGAGCUUUGGAAGGAGAUGUCUCGUUAUCAGACCUUAAUGAAGGGAUUAAACCCGGACACAGCACAGUAUAUAGUUCAUAUACAAGUUCAGAUUACGACGCACUCCAGUACAAUGAAGACAUGAAGAAAUUCAGGAAGAUGGCACUAGCGACAAGUCAAGAAUAUAACAGUAGUGAUCAGUACAGUAAUCCGACAAGUGAAUAUGGGCUAUACCCGUCUGGAUCAAGUAGCGAAGGCCAACGUACAAGGGAAAUGGAAAUGGGUAAGGCGAAGAAAGAUAGCAGAGGAUUUAGUGGAAGUAAAGGCUUCAGUGGAAAUUCUUAGUGCAAAGAACUCCAUUUCUGUAUAAUCUUUCAACCUAACUCUUUAAGAUGUGAAGGGUCAUUUUACUCGUUCAAUAUACAGGGUUUGUUUUCCAGUGUUUUUUUUUUAAAUGAGAAAAGUUCUUCAUUGUAUGUAUAAUGGCUUUUACAACAGAGGGAUGAGUUAUACUGUUAAUUCUUUUAUUCUAUUUCUUAAAUGGUCAUUUGACAGUUGGAUUUGAA
Messenger RNA from Lycium barbarum (goji berry), 2488 nucleotides. RefSeq names its product proline-rich receptor-like protein kinase PERK1. The coding region runs from base 249 to 2267 and encodes 672 amino acids. NCBI's taxonomy places the organism in Eukaryota, Viridiplantae, Streptophyta, Magnoliopsida, Solanales, Solanaceae. The record is from RefSeq and is a predicted model, not a curated record. Gene Ontology annotation, biological process: protein phosphorylation. The transcript is spliced from 8 exons. Gene Ontology annotation, molecular function: protein kinase activity; ATP binding.